Molecule: messenger RNA, 702 nt
Organism: Penicillium brasilianum
Lineage: Eukaryota; Fungi; Ascomycota; Eurotiomycetes; Eurotiales; Aspergillaceae
Source: the annotation of a GenBank genome assembly
AUGAUAGCCGACAAUGUCUUCUUCUACCAAGUAGACAUAUCAUCAUCAACAAAGGUUGAAGAAGUCGCUCGAACGAUUCAUGAGAAGCACGGCGAUCCGACAGUUUUGAUCAACAACGCUGGCAUCGGAUACGGCAAAGCGAUCCUGAAUGAGUCAAUUUCAGAGAUCCGGAAGUUAUUUGAUGUCAACGUACUUGCCCACUUUAACCUCGUGAAGGAGUUCCUACCAGCCAUGAUUGAACGUAAUCACGGUCAUAUUGUCACAGUGGCGAGCAUGGCUUCAUUCGUUACGAUGAAUCAAAAUGUGAGCUACUCUUCGUCAAAAGCCGCUGCUCUUGCAUUCCAUGAAGGACUUGCACAGGAGCUGAAGCAUAAGUAUAAUGCCCCCGGGGUUCGUACAAGCAUUGUUCAUCCGACUUGGGUUCAAACUCCGCUUGUUGAGAGACUUGUCAAAGAUGGCGGUUUCAAUAAAUUCUGCUUACAUCCAGAGACGGUCGCCGAAGCCAUCGUCAAUCAGCUUUAUUCAGGACGCAGCGGUCAGCUUAUUCUCCCAGCUCGGUUAUCUCUCCUCUCCGGUAUUCGGGGGUUUCCGUCAUGGACACAGGAGAUCGUCCGCGAUAGUAUGGCAAACAUUCUCAAGCCAUUUGAUAGUUGAACGAAUUGGGACAUCGAUCCUCUUUUCUAUCGUGCUGGGUGAGCACUU